Molecule: messenger RNA, 2857 nt
Organism: Anopheles cruzii
Lineage: Eukaryota; Metazoa; Arthropoda; Insecta; Diptera; Culicidae
Product: acyl-CoA Delta-9 desaturase-like
Exons: 5
Coding region: 353-1420 (355 amino acids)
Biological process (GO): unsaturated fatty acid biosynthetic process
Cellular component (GO): endoplasmic reticulum membrane
Molecular function (GO): iron ion binding; stearoyl-CoA 9-desaturase activity
Source: RefSeq, a predicted model, not a curated record
UCGGCCUUUGGCGUUGUUUCUCGGUGUGCGCUCCUUGGGAAAGAGGCUCUGAAAAAACGCCUGUUUCUUCACCGAAAUCAUCCAACGCGCCGCCAGUGGCCAGUGGGCUGCUCUGCAAAGCUCCAAACGUGCACCGGUUCGUGACCGCAGCGUGCUGUUUCGUGUCCGGCAGACCCGGCAGGAGGAUUACCGUCGUCCUUAUCACAGCGAAGGAUUGCCCCGAAAGCGCGCGGUGGUAAAGUGCACUUAACACAGUCGAGUGUGGUGAAAGUAGUAUUCACACAACAACAACAACGUCAGUGCAGAAAAGUGCACCAAUUGAUCUGAAACACACACACAAACACCAUUUAAAAUGGCACCAAACGCAACGGUCGAAGCGACGGGCGUGUUGAACGAGGUGGACGCCGAAACUAUUGACGGUGGACUGGCCAAGGACGUGGCACCGUUGAAGCGCGCCGAGAAGCGCAAGAUCAAGCUGGUCUGGAGGAACGUAAUUGCAUUCGGCUACCUACAUCUGGCCGCCGUCUACGGUGCGUGGCUGAUGUUGACAUCCGCUCGCCUGUACACGAUCGCAUUUGCAUUUAUUCUGUAUGUAAUGUCCGGCCUGGGCAUCACGGCCGGUGCCCAUCGAUUGUGGGCCCACCGAUCGUACAAAGCUAAGCUGCCGCUUCGCAUCAUUCUGGCCGCGUUCAACACGAUCGCUUUCCAGGACUGUGCGCUACACUGGGCCCGUGACCACCGGGUGCACCACAAGUACUCGGAAACCGAUGCCGACCCGCACAACGCGACUCGUGGCUUCUUCUUUUCGCACAUCGGCUGGCUGUUGUGCCGCAAGCAUCCGGAAGUUAUUGCCAAGGGCAAGCAGCUUGACAUCAGUGACCUGGAGAGCGAUCCCGUCCUGCGUUUCCAGCGCAAACAUUACAUGAUUCUGAUGCCGCUGGCCUGCUUCGUGUUGCCGACGAUUGCUCCGGUAUACUUCUGGAACGAAACUUGGACCAACGCAUGGUUUGUUGCGACCCUGUUCCGCUGGACAUUCAUACUGAACGUGACCUGGCUGGUGAACAGCGCUGCCCACAAGUGGGGCGAUAAGCCGUACGACAAGAGCAUUUCGCCCUCGGAGAACCGUACGGUGGCGUCGUUCGCUUUCGGCGAAGGAUGGCACAACUAUCAUCAUGUGUUCCCGUGGGACUACAAAACGGCCGAGCUGGGCAACUAUCGGAUGAACAUGACCACGGCAUUCAUUGAUUUCUUCUCCAAAAUCGGCUGGGCGUACGACCUGAAGACGGUUUCGAACGAGAUCGUGGAGAAGCGUGUCAAGCGCACCGGCGACGGUAGCCAUCCGACCUGGGGCUGGGGCGAUAAGGAUCAGGAUCAGUACGAGAUCAAGCACGCCACCAUCAUCAACCAAAAAGAGGACUAAAUGUGGCGAGGAAGUAGAGAAUAACAGAGGAAACACUGCUGUGUUGCCACCAUCGCAAAAACAUCAUUCACCAAUCUGCUCCGCGACGACACCCAAAUGGAAGUUCUAAGCAGAGAUUACAAACCAUCGCACCGGCAAGGAAGAAAAGGAUGAUGCUUCGUGUGAUAGGAAAGAAUUCGAAUGAUACAAAAGAGUAAGCUCCUCUGAAUGUAAGAUGGUCGAAUGAGUAAGAAAACAAGGGGAAAAUAGAGGCAUAUUCGCAGGAAGAAUAUAUGGGGGAAGUGUGGUGAUUUCAAAGAACAGACUACGAGUUACAGUGGUGGAGCCAAGACAAGUCAUACUGAUAACAUCCGCCACCCAAUGAACAAAGGUAGUUUACUCAUUAGCACGAGAAGCAUUAUUACUGUAGAUUUUUGUUUAAGGAAUUCGAAAUUUUGCUGAGGACGCAUUCCACCGGAAUACGACACAAAAUGUCGUGAUCCGGUGUCUUCGAAGAGAGAGCAAUGCAAAGUGAUGAAAGAGAUAGAUUGAGGGGGGUACAAUGAAAGGGGGUUUUUGGAACAGAAUAUAUAUAGGUUAGAUCAGGCAUCCCAGUAAGUGAUAUAAAAGGAAACCCGCUCCGACGGAUGCUAAUCCGGACGGGCCGUUUUACGUAAACGUAAGGCUCGGUGCCAAAAACAUCGAUGUGCGGUUUGGGACAGGCUGUAGUUUGUUACAACAGGAGGGCAAAGCUCCUCACCAAAUUGAUUAAGAUGUGUGCAUGCAAAUAUGUAUUUUUUUACUCAAUUUUCAGUCCCACUUGGACUGAUUUCCGGUGGCCAACCACCAUGGUGCCGCAUUCAACCGGGGACAAAUACGAAUUUUUCCGUAUGGUUAGGGUUCGUGUAGACCUUAGAAGGGGGUGUUGUGGGCAAGCAAGAAGACCAGAGGGUGCACGCACCGAAGUGUUGCUCCGUUUGUUAGAUAAGUUAGUAAUUUAUUGUUUUCCGGUUGUUCUUCGUUACUUAGCGCACGUUUCCAACCAGUUGCCGGCAGAUAAUAAUUUCCAGUAGUCUUUGGUGAGACAAAGAGUCGCGAGUCUCCGUGGUUGCAAUUCAGUUUGCAGUUUGAAUAAUGUUUUGUCAUUUUAUUCCCAAGAGGCGCACAGUUCCCGGUUUCGGGAGGUUUUUUGGUUUAAUGCAUCUCCAGCGGAUGCAUGCAACUUUUGUCAAAAUAUCAAACUAAUAACAUGGUACAUGGAUAGCAGCAACACAGGGAUGGGAGAGAGGGAACAAUGGAACUUACGAGUGUAAUGCACUGGAACCGCUGGUCAGCUCCGACUAGACUCCGGUACUCAAGAUAGUAAUACAAACCAAUAGCCCAUCGAAAUUGUAUGCCGCCGCGCGCUAUAUACAGGCACAGGAAGUGUCAAAGAUAAAUGUUUGCAGUUUUUUGGUA